AUGGAAGCAAACCUCGAUGACACUACAUUGCAAUCAUUAGAUAGUUGUACCAUCAACAGUCCUAGUAUUCAACCAAAUGAUACCUCUGAUGGCUCAAUUGCACCAUCUGGGGAUUUGUACAUUCUUAAGCCUCAUAAACAAGAAAAUAUAGAAUCCAAAAUUGUUGCGCGGCUAUCUCCGGAAGAUGAUGAUAUACCUACCAUUUUAUCCCCUAAACCAAUUAUUGCCAAAGUUCCCAUGUAUUCUGAUAAGACUCCAAUAUCCACUGAGCACUCUAGACAGCCUGACAACUCUGUCAUGAAUCAAGGUCAAAUCGAUACAAAGGCACCUUUUGAUUCUGUUAAGUCUGCUGUUUCAAGGUUUGGGGGAAUUGUUGACUGGAAAGCCCAUCAUGUGCAGACUAAGGAGAGACGAAAGUUUAUAGAGCAAGAACUGGAGAAGGCACUGGAGGAGAUUCCGUUGUACAAGAAACAAUCCGAGGCUGCUGAAGAUGCAAAAAUUCAGGUCUUAACAGAGCUCGAUAGCACUAAACGACUCAUAGAAGAGUUGAAACUUAAUCUAGAAAGAGCAUUUACAGAAGAAGAACAAGCAAAACAGGAUUCAGAACUUGCAAAACUAAGGGUCGAAGAGUUGGAGAAAGGGAUUGCUGAUGAAGCCAGUUUUGCAGCCAAGGCGCAGCUUGAGGUUUUCAGAGCAAGGCAUGCGGCUGCUGCUUCCGAGCUUAAAAUUGUUAAAGAUGAACUGGAACAACUACAGAAAAAUUAUGCAUUGUUAGUGGCAGAAAAAGAUGCUGCAGUCAAGAAGGCAGAAGAAACCAUUUCUAUGUCAAAAAAAGUUGAAAAGUCGGUCGAGGAUUUGACAAUCGAGCUCAUUACUUCAAAGGAAUCUUUGGAGUCGGCACAUGCGGCACUUCUUGAGGCGGAGGAACACAGAAUUGGAGCAGUUAUGGCUAAAGAAGAAAACACUCUGUAUUGGGAGAAGGAAUUGAAGCGAGCAGAGGAGGAAUUAGAGAAACUAAACGAGCGUAUUUUGUUGGCAAAAGAUCUCAAAUUGAAGUUAGAUACUGCAUCAACUUUACUGGAGGAUUUAAAAGCUGAAUUGACAACUUACAUGGAAUUGAAACUAAAGCAGGAAACUGAGGAAGGAAACUUGAGAGAUGCACCGGUAAGACCAGAGAGAAAAACUCGUGAUGAUGUUCAAGUGGCUGUUGUUUCAGCAAAGAAGGAACUUGGAGAAAUGAAGCUCAGCAUUGAGAAAGCAGCAGCUGAAGUUAGCUGCUUGCACGUGGCAUCCAUGGCAUUGAAGUUGGAACUGGAAAAAGAAAAAUCCGAACUUGCUGCCAUUCAACAGAGGGAUGGAAUGGCUUCGAUUGCGGUUGCAUCUCUUGAAGCCGAGCUGAGUAGGACGAAGUCGGAGAUCGCUCGUGUUGGGAUGGAGAAAGAUGAAAUGGAGAAGAUGGUUGAACUCCCCGAGCAACUACAAGAAGCUGCUCAAGAGGUAGAUGGAGCACGAGCACUUGCCCAAAUGGCUCGUGAAGUACUCCAGAGGGCAAAGGGGGAAGCAGAACAAGCAAAAGCAGAAGCAAGUACUGUAAAGAGUAGACUGUCAGCAGUUCUAAAGGAAAUAGAAGCAGCUAAGGCUUCAGAGAAGCUGGCAAGUGUUGCUAUUAAUGCAUUGCAGGAGAGUGAUUUAUCAGAGAAUCCGCCAACUGGAAUAACACUCUCUUUAGAAGAAUAUUACGAUCUUAGCAAACGGGCUUAUGAGGCAGAAGAGCAGGCUAAAAUGCGGGUGGAUGCUGCCAUAUCCCAAAUUGAGGUAGCAAAGGAGUCCGAAUCAAGGAUCUUGAAUAAGCUGGAAGAAGUCAAUCAUGAAAUGGCCGAAAGAAAGGAUGCAUUGAAAACAGCAUUGCAGAAAUCCGCUAUAGCCGAGAGAGGAAAGUUGGGUGUAGAGCAAGAGCUAAGAAAGUGGAGAGCAGAGCUUGAACAAAGGCGUAAAUCUGGCGAAUCUGUGGCAAAGCAGAGUAGAAGUCCAAAAACGAGCUCUGUGGGUAAAAUGGAACUCCAGAAUAUUGUCGUAAAGUCUGAUGCAUCUUCGUUACAUCAGAGAUCAAGUCCAAGGGCAUACACGAGCAGCAACGCAGAGACAGAUUCAUCUCCAGAUGUAAAAGUUACCAAGAAAAAGAAGAAAUCAUUGUUGCCGCGAUUAUUCAUGUUCUUGGGCAAAAAGAAAUCACUGGCAUCUAAAAAAUCUAUGUAA
Molecule: messenger RNA, 2256 nt
Organism: Fraxinus pennsylvanica
Lineage: Eukaryota; Viridiplantae; Streptophyta; Magnoliopsida; Lamiales; Oleaceae
Source: the annotation of a GenBank genome assembly